Molecule: messenger RNA, 1968 nt
Organism: Penicillium nucicola
Lineage: Eukaryota; Fungi; Ascomycota; Eurotiomycetes; Eurotiales; Aspergillaceae
Exons: 2
Coding region: 1-1968 (655 amino acids)
Source: RefSeq, a predicted model, not a curated record
AUGGCGAUCCGCCGUUCCGCGCGCAUUCGUCGCGCCCAGGAGUCUCCCGAGGUUGAAGACUCUAUUCCUCAAAAAAUCCAGCAAACCCCAACAUCCAAGCUUGCUUCUGUCGCCGAAGGAGCAGAGACUGUCGACCGCGACCUUCCCCGCGUUCAAACUCCAGGAGCGAAGACGCCAUCUCAAAAGACUCCUCACGCGUCUGCUCAAAAGAAACUCGCGACUGCGCAUACUCCAACGAGCGUUACUGCGGCUCGUCCACCUCGGGAAGAAAUGCAUCCUAGCAAGGUGCAGCAAAGUACGACCAAACGCGCGGAUUCGGGCCUGAUUCUCGGAUUCAACCCCAUCAAGAAGGGUGCUGAUGGCAAGGCUGUCAAGCAAGGCAUAAUUGACAACACACCCACCAAAUCCAAGGCAUCCCCCGCCACUAGCCAGUUUGGAACUCCCGGAUUCGAAUUCAAGUUCUCUUCCCAGGAAACCGAUCUCAGCGACCAGGCCAAGAAACUCAUGGAAAGCGUUCGUGGCGACGUUGCUCGAAUCAAGGCUCAGAUGGUUCACGAUAAAUCGAAGCAGGAUCCUGAGGAUCUUGCAGAGCGCAAGAUUGCCAUGCCAAAGGGCAGGGCUAACCGUUUCAGCGAUGUGCACAUGGCCGAGUUCAAGAAGAUGGACUCGAUUGCAGGGCACGCGUCUGCAUUCCGUGCUACCCCUGGUCGCUUCCAGCCUGUCACCAAAUCUCUGAAGCGAUCCAAAUCCAAAGCUCAGCUUGACGAGCCGGAGAGCCAAAACUCAUCUCCCACUCGACCUGCCGCCAAGGCCUCGGCUUUGCCUACUCCUACUCCCGUCGCGACUGCCAAGCGUGCGAAGCACAACAAGGUCGAAGAUAAUUCCUCCCACCGCGAAUCAGAGAAAGCUUCAGAGAAGUCGGUGGAGAAACCCGAGACGCCUCGUAGGCCCGCUGGCCCGCGCCCUCGCCCUGGUGUUCGCAACUCACUCAUGACCCCCACCCGUGCGUCUCUCGCUCGUACAACUGCUACCAGUAUCAAAGCGCCAAGGACUUCCAUGAUACCAUCCAUAAAAUUUUCUCCAGUUGCUAAAACGAUUGCCUCGCCCCGGACACCUCGUACCGAUUUCAACCCACGCCUCAAGGGCAAGUUGCCAACCCUCAGUAACCUUCGGUCUAUUCUUCGCCGAAGUCAACCUCUCUUCUCUCGUGAUCCUGCCAAGAUUGCAUCUGGCACUCACGUCACCGCUCCUGAUUUCAAACCCAACUCGCUCUUUGCGGGAGCCGCUGCUGAUCCAAAUGACUCCGUUCCAACCCCUUCGCCAAAGAAGCAUGUUGAGUUUACUCCGAGUGUGAAGUCCCGUCAUGAGCUUGCUCAAGACUCGCCCUCGCCUUCCAAGGUCCCCUCGGCUAAGCAACGAUCUAUCUCCACCGAUGUCUUUUAUCCGGUCCUCCCAACACUCACUCCAGAGAAGAAUUCCGCCAUCUCAACCGCCAUUGAUGAUUCCCCAAGCGUCUCGUCUAUCCGUCGCGUGCGCUCUUCGAAUGGCGCGAAACAGAACGCGUCUGUUCCAGAAAUCCCCGUGGUUACUCACGGAAUCGCUCACGGAAUUGGUAACAAGAAGCGACACCGCAGCGAGGUUGAUGAUGGUUCCAACACCGAAAAUGUCCCACCAGCUGAUUCUCCCACUGAGGAGCGUAGCACCAAGAGACUCAAGUCAUGCCCACUCACUCCAAGUCCAGUGAAACCAAGUUCCGUGAAGCCGAGCGCCGUGAAGCCGAGCGCCGUGAAGCCAAGCGCUGUGAAGCCAAGCGCCGUGAAGCCUAGUCCCGCGAAGCGCCUCAUAAAGACUCCCGUGCGACCUUCUACCUCCAAGGCUGGCACCCCUGCCAGCACUAAACAAAAGAGCCGCGGUGUCCUCAGCAUAAGCCGUCUCAACAUGCUGUCCAAGCCAAAGGGACACGCCUAA